This is a messenger RNA of Vigna unguiculata (cowpea), 483 nucleotides long. The record is from RefSeq and is a predicted model, not a curated record. Lineage: Eukaryota; Viridiplantae; Streptophyta; Magnoliopsida; Fabales; Fabaceae.
AUGCCAUUCGGAGUAACGAAUGCACCGGCCAUAUUCAUGGAUUACAUGAAUAGAAUCUUUCGACCUUGGUUAGAUAAGUUUGUUGUCGUCUUCAUAGAUGACAUACUUAUUUACUCAAAGACUAGAGAAGAGCAUGCUGAUCAUUUGAGGGUUGUAUUGAAGAUACUCAGAGAUCAUCAGUUGUAUGGGAAGUUGUCCAAGUGCGAGUUUUGGCUGGACGAGGUACAAUUUCUUGGGCAUGUCAUAUCGGCCAAAGGCAUUGCGUUGGAUCCGGCUAAGAUCGAGACGGUCCUUAAGUGGGAGAGGCCUAAGACGGUGACCGAGGUGAGGAGUUUCCCAGGUCUGGCAGGAUAUUACAGGAGGUUUGUGGAAGGGUUCUCAAAGAAAGUGAAUCCAUUGACACAACUCACAAGAAAAGAUCAGCCCUUCUCUUGGACUGGAAAGUGUGAGGAGUGUUUUGAGAACAUGAAGAGGUGUUUGUGA